Messenger RNA from Drosophila ficusphila, 2347 nucleotides. RefSeq lists its product as uncharacterized. The record is from RefSeq and is a predicted model, not a curated record. Lineage: Eukaryota; Metazoa; Arthropoda; Insecta; Diptera; Drosophilidae. The transcript has 3 exons. The coding region runs from base 360 to 2270 and encodes 636 amino acids.
ACUCAGUUCAUCUUCAGUCGUCGUCUGGCUCGCUGGCUUCUGGCUUUUGGCUCUCAGCUCUUGGUUCUUGGUUAACAGGAGUCCCACUGCCACUUCCAGUCUUUAUUAAUUGUGCGUGACAUCGAGAAAUAAAAAGACAAAAGAAUUUCGCAUCCGAAACAAUCGUAAAUUGAAAGCACAGCAGGAUUUGCUUUCAGUGCAGUCGUGUGUGUGAUUUUGCAUUGUGAUCUCGACGAGUGACAAUCAUUUCUCGUUUUCAGUUCAAGGAUAUUUUUGGUCAAGGCGAAAGGAUUGGUCAGCGCAACGCCAGGAAUUUUUAGUUGAAAGCCAUAAACUAUUCACAAGAAUUCGGCUGUAAAAUGCGCUUCUUUGUUCUAUUUGGAUUGCUUCUGGCCUGUUUGGCUUCUAGCCAGGCCCAACAACAACAACCCAGUGGACUGGCCGUCGAAAUUCAGAAGCAGCGCCUGAUCAAAUUCCCCGAUGAGUUUGAUCCGAGUAGUUCGAAUCCUUCGGCGGAAAAGGCGGACGAGGCCAAGCGAAUCCUCGAGCAGAUCGCCAAGGUAAACGAGGCCUUCGGCUACGUGAAGAAGCAGCCGGAGCAGAAAAAGCUGCCGCCCAUCCUCGACUCCAGUCAGUAUUUGUUCCCCAAGCCGGCCCAUCAGCCCUUCCACGCCCACCAGCACCACUUCUCGGGCAGCAAUGGUCAGACUUUGCUAGAACCCUCAAUCAGGGCGGUGAAAUUAACCAGGAAUGUGGCAGGGGAGAACUACAAUGUACCUCCCAGGUUGAGAAACUCAGGGGAAGGCUCUUCCAUCAACAAUGUACCUCCCAGGUUGAGGAACUCAGGGGAAGGGUCCUCCAUCUCCAAGGAGGAGAAGAAAACCCAAUUAUACUUCAGACCCAACAGGGUGGAGGUACCCAAACCCAUUUCCGAUGAGGAAGCCCAGCAAUUACCCGCUCACUUUGUGAUACCCGUUCACCUGCACAAACUCAACAAGGAGGAUUACAUCAAGGAGCACGCCUCGCAGGAGUACAAGAUCAGGGGCUACAAGAUCAUCGGCGAUGUGGACAGCUUCUAUGGAAAGGCGAAGUCGGCAAGGAAACAGGGCAAGACCACGCCCAAAUAUCAUUUGUUCUUCCUUCCUCGGGAACUUGCUUUAAAUGAAGAUGGUUCACCAAAGAGGGGUAACUCCACUACAACCACUACAAAGGCUCCUUCUCCUGCUCCUUCGCCUGUGAGCUUCAAGGAGUAUCGGCUAGACUCCCGUGAGAAGCCAGUCCACAAAAACCAGAAGACUCAACCCAGUUUGGCUCCAUCAUCGAAUACCUUUAACUCUGUGAACAAGAAGAAGGUUAGCUCUACAACAAAACCUGUGCGUUUGAGUGGCAAGGAAGCCGAGCAGUUGGGUUUCGCCUCCCCAAACAUUAAGUCCACUUCUGCUCCAGUCUCCUUGAGCUCCACUUUACCACCAUCUGGAGGUCUUUUGCCCAAUUUGAACCGAUUGAAUACCUAUCGAAUGCCUGGAAUGAACAUCGCCGAAGUGCAGAACCAAACCUCGGCGGCCAUCAAGAAUGCCUUCCAGAACAUCUUCAAGCUGCCCUUCCGAACUCCCAUGACCUCCACUAUGCCCGCUUCCAUCGGAGAUCAACCAGUAAUUGUGGGUAGUGUACCCCAGAAGAAUCAGUCAAACGAUUCCAUGGAUUACAAGUGGGAUGAUGAUAGCGAAGGCGCUGGAGAUGGCGAUGGCAUUUCCGGUGAUGUGGACACCGUGGAAAACACGGCGGCGGAACUGGACACCAGCUCCUCCUCGGAGAAGCACCUCUUCGCGCACAAGGCCCACCACCUGAUGCACACGGUGGGUCAGGUGGCCACCGCCCAGCAGAGCACUCAGAAGCAGGCGCUUCGCGAAGGGGGAAUCAUCAUCCAGCGACUGAAGGUUCGCAGGGGCGGCAUCGCAAUCGCCGGACCCGGGGGCGUGGCCACCGCGGGCAGCGGGGGAACAGCGAUCGUGGGUCCCGGGGGAUAUGCCCUGACCCAUCCAAGGAGUCUCACCAUCGCAGGUCCCGGAGCGAAAGUGAUCUCCAUUCCGGCGAAUGUGGAUCUGAAAGACGCCUUGGCACGAACGGAUUUGGAGGCGAGGAGUUUUCCGCGGGAGGGGAAGAUCGUGGCCACGGGACCCACGGUGUACUAUGCCCCGCCCACGGGCACCACCACCACCAUGGAGGAGGCGGAGGAUCAGGGGGCGGGGAUGGAGGCGGGACAGUUUUAGAAAAAAAGCUUUUACUUUCUAGUUAGGAUCGAUAGUUGGUAUUGUCUAGUGUUUUAAUAAAUUCUUGUAUUUCCUAA